This is a messenger RNA of Blepharisma stoltei, 1841 nucleotides long. The record is from the annotation of a GenBank genome assembly. NCBI's taxonomy places the organism in Eukaryota, Ciliophora, Heterotrichea, Heterotrichida, Blepharismidae.
AUGAACCGGGGUUUUGUAUUUUUAUUUAUAUUUCCUUUCGUUUUUUCAGCUGACUGCAACACAGGGUGUAACAGCACAAUGAUAGGGGAUGGAACAUGCAACACUGAAUGCGAUGUUUAUGCUUGCAAUUGGGAUAAUGGAGAUUGUGGGUCAAUUUGCAGUACUUCAUGUUUAUAUACAAUGGUUGGGGACGGUGUCUGCCAGUCUUAUUGCAAUACAGAAAAAUGCAGCUACGAUUUAAACGAUUGCACCUCUUGCAAAAACGCUGGGUGCACACUUUCAAAUUUAGGUAAUGGAGUUUGCAAUUCAAACUGCGAUAUAGCUAUCUGCAAUUAUGAUAACGGAGAGUGCAAUAAAUAUGUAAUAUACAACCAAACUUAUGAAUUAGUUAACUAUACACAAUCAGAAACUGAUGUUAAAGAAUGAAAUUAUGGAAAAGUCGCAGGCGUUGGCUUAGGGGUGUUUUUGACGAUCGUUGCAAUUAUUGUAGGUGUUUUAGUAUGCAUUAUCGGCACAGCAACUCCAUGCUUUCUUGUAAUGUUUAUAUUGGGAAUACUAAUUCCUCUGAUUACAUUUUUAAUAGUAGGCUUGGCUCCUCAUCAUAAAAAUGAAGAAAAGAACACUGAUAACCGGCAUGACUAUUAUUUAGCUGCAAGGAUUGUGUUUUUGGUCAUUAUGGUCGUUUUCGGGCUGUUUUCUUGUGUUAGUGUUGUUAAUUUUUAUUUUGGGGUGAAUCUGAAGACAAGAAGAGUUGAUUCAAGAAUCACAGGAGCCGCACUUGCUGAUUUGUUAGAAAAGAAAAAUGAACCGCCUCAGGAGGGAAAUGAUUUGCAAGAAGGGCAGAUGCCACAAGGAGAUGGGCUUGAAAUGCAGCCAGUAAGGGAUCAGUCACAGUUACAAUAUCGAUCUAGGGGAGAUGCGGGCCAAGCUUAUGAUCCUUAUGGGUAUAUGCAAGAUCAGCCUCCUAGUCGUGAACAAAGCAGAUUUAUUCAAGGUCUAAUUCCCCCCCUCUAUGAGCGAAAGAAAAAAUGGAGGGGGUUAAUUUUUUUUUUUUAAAACAUUUAUAUAUAAAUUUUUAUAAAAAUUUUUUUUUCGAAAUUUUUUAAAAAAAUCCUAAUUCGCAAAAAUUGGAAAGCAAAUAUUAAUUUAAUUUAUAAAAUUUAUGUUUUAAGGUGCAAUUGUUUAAAAGUAAACAGAAUAAGCUAUAGAUUUCAUUAUAACUAAUUAUCUUUUAUAUAUCAAUUUUUUUUAUAAAAAAUUUUUGUUCAUUCACGGAGGGUGGAUUUUUUAGGUAAAAACUAGGGAUUUUUUCUAAUGGUUUUGUUCGCUCACGGAGGGGGAGAGUAAGCAGAUUUUCGCAAGAUCAAGGCAGGUUUGGACCAGAUCAAAGCAGAUUUGGACCAGAUCAAAGCAGAUUUGGACCAGAUCAAAGCAGAUUUGGACCAGAUCAAAGCAGGCUUGGGCAAGACCAAAGCAGAUUUGGGCAGGAUCAAAGCAGGCUUGGACAGGAUCAAAGUAGAUUUGGGCAAGACCAAGGGCGAUUUAACCAAGAUCAAGGAAGGUUCGGCCAAGAUCAAAGUAGAUUCAGUCAAGAGCAAGGCAGAUUUGGCCAAGACCAAAGUAGGUUUAGUCCAGAUCAAAGUAGAUUUGGGCAAGAUCCAGGUAGAUUACCUCAAAGCCAAAUAAGCGCAAAUCAAGACCCUAGAAGAUCGCCACCUGGCUACCAAAAUGAAAUAAGAGAAGACCUUCCAGUCUAUCCGCCAGGCAGAAGCGCCAACCGAGGAUAUUCAAAUGGCCAAGGUCAGCCUAGAGAUGGUAGUUUAUAUCAAGAUCGCAGAUAA